Messenger RNA from Xiphophorus couchianus (Monterrey platyfish), 2521 nucleotides. RefSeq lists its product as uncharacterized. The transcript is spliced from 9 exons. Lineage: Eukaryota; Metazoa; Chordata; Actinopteri; Cyprinodontiformes; Poeciliidae. The coding region runs from base 735 to 2279 and encodes 514 amino acids. The record is from RefSeq and is a predicted model, not a curated record.
AGGACCAAGAAAUUAAGACUGAGGUAAAGGUUGAGGAAACUGAGGAAGUUAAACUGGCUGAGAACCAUGAGGACCACCAGGACCCAGAACCGGACCACCAGGACCCAGAACCAGGUUGCCACACUCUGGACACCACCCAGACCCAAACAUCUGUCUCCUCUGGUCUACAGUUUCAGGAAAUGUCUUCCACCCUGCUCUGCUGUCCCAUCUGCUAGUCCUGCCUGUGGAAACAUCUGAAGGAUGUUCACCACGUGAAAAAUGUGUCAAAGCCACAGCUGACCUGGUCGAGCGGUCGCACCAACAUUCAGUCACAUCCAGAGCCGACUGUAGAUGAGAGGGGCGAAGAGUUGAACCGGGCAACGACCGCCGAAGCCCCUCGGCUGGAGGAGAGGAGCGGGACGCGGCCAGGCUGCACUCAGCUCUUCAAGGCAGUCAAGUCACGACUCAGAAAGCUGGAGUGGGACAAGAGCGAACUGGAGGCAAGAGUGGGUCAGCUGGAGCGGGUCCUGGUGGGGGCGCAGUGCAGCGCUGCGGCCGACAGGGCGGAGGAAGGCCGUCAGCCGGCGGGUGGACCGUCGGACCCGGGUGUUUCUGCAACGCAGCGCAAGAGGCGGAGGCAGCGGGCACUGGGCGAGGCAGCGGACGGCGCCUCGUCGGGCCGUUCCUCCGGGACGCAGCCUGACCAAGGAGCAGGAACCACGUCUGACCUCACCAAGGUCGUCACAAAGACUCGGAUGGAGAGGAUCUCGUUCAAGGGCCAGAAGGUCGCGUCAGCGUUGACCUCUACAGGAGAUCCCAGUCGGGCCCAGUGGAUCUCUGGGACAGGAAGAGGACAUCUGAUGAAACGCCUCCGUCUGCCCAAGUCCAUGAACGAGUCCCUGACCCGGUUCCAGCUGGUCCUGCAGCCGGGUCUGGAGGCCACGCCAAGAGCCAAGAAAGAGGCUUUUACCCGACUCAGAGGGGUCAAGGCCUUCCUCCACUUUAUGUCUGUGGGAUACUUGAGGCUGUCGGACUGGAGCUUCUUACACAAUGUGGCCAGGAUACGUUGCUGGGUCAAGGUGAUGCUCAGCAGAGGGAAGAAGUUCAGCAGGGUCCGGUCCUACCUCAGCAGCGCCUGCCGGUUCCUGGAGUUCCUGCAGGCCGCUCGGCGCCGCCGCCCGAUUUCAGCCACUCAGACGCAGGCGGCUGAAAUCCUCCAGGUCCUGAAGAAGACCAGGAGGGACACGGGCCGCAGAAACGUCUCCCACCUGAAGCUAUCGAGUCCGGACGCCAUCGCCACCUGCCUCCGGCUGGCUCCAGGCCGGGUGGAGAGCCUCCUGGCGGAGCUGGAGACGGACUGCAGUGCCACUCGGAGCCUCUACCUGCUGUAUGGCUUCCUGGCAGCGUACUGGGCCUGUCUCAGCGGACUCCGGCCCAGAGUGUUCACCACCUUGACAGACGCCGACGUCUCCAAGGCAGAGAAGGAGAUGACGGAGGAGGGCAUCCUGAUCAGCGUGGCCGAGCAGCAGACGGCGCCCCGGUCCGGUGAGGCAGCCCUCGCCUUGACGUGCCGGGAGUUUGCUUGGAUGGAGCGACUCGUGGCCAUUAAAGCUCAGCGGGGCGGCACCAGCAAAUACACCCUGUUCACCACAGGGAUGAAGAACUUCAGAAAGAUAAACCGCUACGUGAAACUAGCCUGGGCAGAGAUGGGCCUGAGCGGCAAGAUCAACAUCACGCUAAUCAGGACCAUCAUGGCCGACUGCGCACAAUCCGCCCCGAUGAAGGGUUCUGGGAAACGGGUCGGCACAGCCAAGGCUCACCGGCUUAAGGUCAACCUGUGCGCCGCCUCUCUGCCGGACGCCAUGAAGGUGAGGCGGUUGGUGGCCUCCAAGCUGGCGGCCCAACAACACCCAGAGCCGCUCUCAGGUCCCAAACCCUCCACCGCCACCAAAUCCUCCACCGCCCCCCAGCUCUCCUCCACCCCUCGGUGCUUCUCCACCCCUCGGUGCUCCUGGAGCAGCAGAAUUCUGCAGGAGGACUCCGACUCCGACUCCGACCUGGAGGAGUUUGGCUCCUCAAGUUUGCCGUCAAACUCCAAAGCUGGCAGAUACAAUCUGAAGUCUGAGGGAGCGGCUGGCGAUGCCUCGAAGAGAAGAAACAUGGCCGCCUGCUUUGUCAAACUGAGCCCCUUAAAGAUACCAGCCAGAGACUGCAGCCAGCAACCUACAGGUCAACAGGUCACCAGAAAAACAUAUGCCCUAAGGAAAAGAACAUGCCUUAAGAGGAAAUAUACGUUUUGAAGAACCAGUUGGCUGAAAAAACUUCCCACAGUUUUGGUGGUUUGAGUUGAAUUGUUUUCCUGUUAGCACUGGUUUGGUUCUGGUUCUGGUUUAAUCUAGACGUGUUUCCUGUUCCUGCAGGUCAGAUAAACCUUUUGUUCUUUCAACUGCUGGAGUCUCUCCAGUUUGGAGGGUCCAGGUACCGACAGGAAGGGCGGUUCAGACCGCAUGUUCCAUGAAGUGUUUGGGGGCGGGGCAUCAAC